UGGCUGAUCAGUGCUGGAAUGGCGGCUUCAUCUACUUGAUCAUGUUGCGCCGAAUCAAGCGCAAGGCCCCACUUCCUCCAUCAAAUGGCAACAACAGUAAGAGCACCGAACCCAAAGCCAGGCCUACCUCCGAGCCCAGUGGGAAAACCACUCAAAAUGGCAAAAGGACAAGAAAGUUUGGGGUCAUUACCAGAACUGUUUCGGGUGGUAAGGACAGUAAGAGUACCUCCAGAACAGAUCAGGAGAAUGGACAUUGCACCCUGGAUGGGUUGCAUUCAGAGGCAUCCAAAACAGAGAACCAAGCGGACGAUCAGCUUCUUACGGAAGACUUCCCUUUUCCAGGAGAUCAUUACCGCUCCCGUCUUUCAGAAGGAGGCAUUCUAGACCUAAACUCCAGUGAAGCAUCCUUACAGAGAGAAGGCUGUCGGAUAUGGAAGAUGACCAUGAUGAAGGGAACCGACGGGCUGGGAAUCCAGAUCACUGGAGGCCGUGGAUCCAAACGCUCCCCUCAUGCCAUCAUAAUUGCCCGGGUGGAAGAAGGUGGAUCAGCUCACAGAGAUGGCAGGCUGAAGGUGGGUGAUGAGCUUCUAAUGAUCAAUGGCCAGUCUUUGGUUGGUCUGUCCCAUCAAGAUGCUGUUGCUCUACUUCGGUCAGCUGAAGGCCUGGUGUACCUCGUAGUGUCAAGCAGGGAAGGAGCAGAAGAAGAUGUUCUUCAUUAUCCAUCUACAAGUUUGCCAGACCUAAUUAGCACUUGUUCUGCUCAGGAUACGGCCACCUGGAUUGACAAUAAGGAGAAUGAAGCCCCGGAAGAAGAGGAUGGAAAGGCCCCAGAGUCUGGAGUCCUGGAACCUAUGACACACCUGACCAAUGCGGACAGGUCUUCAGAUCCUGCAGAAGAAGAGAGCUCCAAAGAGAACUGUCAGAGCCCAACUCAUGGAGGUGGUAUUUUGAAGUACAGGAGCCGAUCUCAAGGGGCGGCAACGCGUUUAGAGUCUGUGGGAGAGGAUGAUGAGUUGACGGUGGAAAAUGGAGACCUGAAUUAUGAAAUACCAAUGAAAUAUUCCCGGGGAGGCAGAAAGCAUUCCUUGCCACAGCAUUUGGACACAGGAAGCAGACAGGAAUACCACAUUGUUAAGAAAUCCACUCGUUCACUGAGUGCAGCACAGGUUGAGUACCCCUGGCGACUGACGCAGCCAUCUAUUAUUUCCAACAUUGUUCUGAUGAAGGGGCAGGGCAAGGGUCUUGGAUUCAGCAUUGUGGGGGGACAAGAUUCCGCCAGGGGUCGUAUGGGCAUUUUUGUCAAGACAAUUUUUCCAAAUGGGGCUGCAGCAGCUGAUGGCAGAUUAAAAGAAGGAGAUGAACUUCUGGAAGUUAAUGGAGAAUCAUUACAAGGGCUGACUCAUCAGGAAGCAAUUCAAACCUUCAAACAACUGAAGAAAGGUGUGGUGACUCUCACAGUGCGAACCAGACUUCGCAGCCCAAGCCUUACGCCAUGCCCAACUCCCAUAUUACUGAGCCGGUCCAGUUCUCCCAGCUCCAAUGCCAGUGGAGGUGCCUCAUUUCCCAGUGGUGAAGAUGGAGAUGCUUCCUCUUCUAGUCGCAAAGGACCUGGACCAAAGGACAGAAUCGUCAUGGAAGUCACUCUAAAUAAAGAACCCGGGGUUGGCUUGGGCAUUGGUGCUUGUUGCCUCACCUUGGAGAACAGCCUUCCGGGUAUAUAUAUUCACAGCUUGGCUCCAGGAUCUGUGGCUAAAAUGGAUGGAAGAUUAAGCCGUGGGGAUCAGAUCCUGGAAGCAGAUUCAGUCAGUUUGCGUCAUGCAGCGCUGAGUGAAGCUUACGCCAUCUUGAGUGAAUGUGGACCCGGCCCGGUUAGCCUUAUUGUUAGCCGACAUCCGAACCCAAAGGUUUCUGAACAGGAGAUGGAUGAAGCCAUAACACGAACCACCCACAGAGAAAACAAGGACGUCCCUUCUCCUCAUUCCUCAGGAAACCUGCCAAAAAGUCCAUCUCCAAGCGUGAAGUCUAAACCGACUGAAGCCUCCUCGCCCUUGAGCUGGACAAUGAAGCGUUUCUUGGAGCCAGCGAGUCGGCAGAGCUCCCUCAAUUCUGAAACAGAGCUCUCCCAAUACUUCUUACAAGAUGGGGCGAGCCAAUUGUCACUCUCGGAGACUACCGUGACUGGAUCCAGUGAUGAAGAGCAGUUUCGGCCCAAGAGUCGGAGCAGUUCCCUAGAGAGUCUUCUUUCUUCUGGCAUUCCAGCUACCAAAGAAUCCAGCCUGUGGAGUUCCCCGGCUACCGGCAAUAGCUCGCCGGUCUCUCAGCAGCCAAGGGAGACAGCUGCUCGGCACGUUAGUUUCAGCGACAGCCCCAAAGGGGCCCAGUCGCUUUCCCGGCAGAGAAGGAUUGCUUUUUACGAUGGAGAUGUGAGCGGAGAUGACUUGCCAAACAAGAUGGAGACUCAUUCCAAAGAGGGUCGAUGGUCGAAAGGUCAAAGGAAAGGAGACCAUGACUGGAAUGUUCCCCUGCGGUUCCUUCGGUGCAAAAUGGAGAUCCCGCCAGAGAGAGAAUCUGUGACAAAUACCUGCAGUGACUUAGCCGCUACAAGCCUAGAUCGACAGAGAGCUCGGGAGCAUCCAGCAGACUCCCUUUUCUUCCAGCUAAAGAGCUUCAUCAUCGUUCCGGAGCUUCAUCCCGGCUACUUGAAUGUUAAAGACUUUCGAAGGAACCUAGAAACGAAGAGGUCUCCUAACUGGAAUCGAAGCAGUUCACCCGAGUGAAAAGCCUGAAUGAGUAUUGAAUACCACGGAGUCCCAAGGCCCAAGAAAUAGGAGCAUGGUGCCUGCGGCAGAGCCGGUGGGAAGGUCCUCCCAUCCAUCCAGAAGAAUGAACCUCAGGAGAUUCCCCUGGAGCACAGCCCUGUGGAAUCCAUUACUUUAUGCCGGGAUGAACACGAGUCCUUUGGCCUGGAUCUCGAAAUUCAUGCCAACCCUUUGCGCAUCGUCAUAACAGGCUUGCAACCAGGUGGAGCAGCUGAUAGGAUUUACAAAUCUCUUUGUGUCUUCAGAGGCCAUGAGGCAGUUCCGAAAGAAUCAAGCAAUGUUGUUAUAAUCAAAGAAGAAGACAGCUUUGCAUAUGAGAAAGAAUCUUUGGAAUCUCCUCUGGGUUGUAUGGCAGAAAGGAGAGGAUUGGCGUCUGAUGCUAAUGCUAAUACAGCAGAUCUUGCAGAAAUUCACUCUAUUCAGGACCCUUCUGUGGUGCUAUUAGGAGAGAUGGAUGACUUCUCUGGCCAAAGGAAUUUCCCAGAAGAAAAAGAUGGUGACUGUUUAUUAAUCAAGGACAGACCCACCAAGGAAAAUAGUUUUGAGAUGGCAGAAGAAGCUCCAAUUAAAAAUGAUCUUGUAGAAAGAGCUGUGAGUUCUGUUACCAAUACACAAGAGACCUUCGGCUUUUCUGUCCUGGAUUCCAUUAAUGCAAGGAAAAUUUUAACUGUAAACCAAAGCUGUCUCAGUACCUAUUCAAGGAAUUUUAGCAGCCUUAGUGAUGACCAUUUGCCCGAAAUGGAAACUAAGAGCAACACUAUUCCAAAAUCUAUGUACGCUGCUGCAGAAGAUUCCAGCUCAGACACAGAAUCCUUAGCCGAGAAUCCCGGAGACAGUUCACUCUUACUAUCUAUUGAUAAUCCCUUGGCAACCCACAAACUGGUUGAAUCAGAUGAAGAGCAAAUAGAAAUCUGCAGUCUGAAUUAUGACCAACAUUGUGUUCAAAAACAGUCUCCCAUACAAACAUCCCAUCGUCCACCAAUUUACCAUUCUUUGAACAACGGUUUGCAGGCAGAAAGCAAAGCAGAAAUAGAUUCACUGGAAACAUCGAAUGGAAAAUUAAAAUUAGAAAAAUCGCACGUAUCGAAAAACUCCAGUUUAGAACAUACAGUUCCAUCAACAGCUUUUCAAAGUUCUCCAGAUGUUUCUUCACAAGCGGUAGAUGGUUUGGCUCAAGACGGGCCGGUCUGCUCUUCCAUUGAGGAGUUGCUGUUCAAGGGGGUCUCGUCUGCUCACAAUUUACUAGGAAAAAAGGAAAAAGCAAACACUAUUAUCGAAACCCUCAAUGCCAAAAACACUGAAUUCCGUCCUGCAAAGGGUUUUAGUAGUACAUACAGUCCCCUCUCUUCCCCGAAGUUACAACAUAAGCGAAAGGCGGGCCACCAAGAGGUACGGUGGAAACUCUUGUCAAAUAACCAACAAAACAAAGCAGGGCAUAAAGGAAAGCCCCAUAUUAAGAACAAAGCCAGGGCUCAUUCGAUGCUCUGGCCCUGCUGCUGCAAAGCUGAGGGCACGGAUCAAAAAAAGAUCGCCCUCCCUGCCCGGUCACCCAGGCUCCUUUCAAAGAAAGGUUCCUCACUCCAUAACUUAGCCACACACCUGGAACCCCCCAGCAGGAGCCUCUCUAUGGGUUCUAAGAUAUUCAAGCAGCAGGAGGAAGUUCAGCCUGCUUGGCUGGAGCCCCAGACAUCCGCUCUGCCCGUGUUGAACGGUGGCAGCGUUUUGAAAAAUAAAGAUAAAUCCACCGUCAACCAAAAAUUGGGCAGGGCCGGAAUAUCAUGAUCUCCUAAAAUGGAAAAAGAAGCACAGGUCAACAAGUGGGAAUCACGAACAGCGAAAAAAGGGGAAGGGCUGGCAUAGAACCAAGAAACAGCCCUCCUAAGUCAAAUACGCCUUCUUUCUGAAGCCGCCCCCAAGGCUUGUUGUCCGAACGACAGAACCGAAAACAAGGGGAAUUUGAACUAUGAUGGAUUGGAAAUGAAGCCAUUAAAACCUGAUAAUGCUGGGCUUUUUAAAAAAGAAUCCCUGCCUUAUUUAUCCCCCUGCUCGGCAAGAGCAGGCCAGCAGGAAAUUCAGCGCACUUUCAUUGAAGUAAGGUUAUCUUCUUCCUCCUUCGUUCCUGACUUGCCCCUAGAGAAGAAAGAAGAGGACAAUAAGGCCCAUCAACUCAGAAGCAAGGCGCUGGAUUGCCGGCAGAGCACUUUCCACAAGGAAGAUGCCCCCAGCGCAUUAAAACCCGUGACAAGGACCUAUUCGGUGCCAGCACAAUUAUCCAAUCAUUUAAGGGAAAAAAGCAAUGAUGAUAGGGAUGAACCAGCCCAUCAUGUCCAGGAUAUCUUAGGUAAUCUUUCGAGUGCAAACCCUUCCAAUGCAGAGUUGGCCAUGUUGAAAGUUGUCCAGCUAAGUCUCAACACAGAUGCGAAAGCCACCUCGGCUGGCGUCCUGAAAUCCAGCAGUGACAAUGGCAGCCCCGUUGCCCAAAAACUGAAAAAGGGCAGGAGGAACUAUUACUACUACGAACUCAAUUGGCCACACGAUCCCGUUUCUUCUUUUUCUGUAAAGCAGCGAAUCAAAUCAUUUGAGAACCUGGCUAAUUUCGAUAGGCCAAUGGUCAAAGCCAUCGACCUCCAUUCCACCACCCUGAACUCUAAACUGCCCAGCCGAAGAUUGUCCAGUGGCAUUUCUGCAGUUUCAGCUACCAGCGUGAAUGAUGCAGUCCAGGCCCUGCGACGGAGCUUGAGUUCCUACUGUGGAGGUGAAGCCCCAAUGUCUCCAAGGGUCACCAGAUCUUCAACCAGCUCGACAUUAACAAAUGUGCAACAGGAUUUCCCCAAGAGCAGCAAAGACGAUGGUCACAUGGAGAAGAGUGAAAGGCAAGCUUUGAAGAACCAAUUAGUUUACCACCACACCACCAAUGUCCGAAGAAGCAGAGCCUCAGGUGGACAUAGUAGACACAUGCCUUUGUCUCGUUCCAAACUCCGAGAGCUGAGAGCUCUGAGCAUGCCAGAUCUUGAUAAGCUCUGCAGUGAGGACUUCUCCAUGGAGUCUCAACCUUCGUCCAUCAAAACCGAGUUGCAUCUUCCGCCUGUUGUGAGAUCCCUCGAUGCUCCCAUUGAAACAUUUCAGCUGAAUGAAUCCUCUGGAUUAUCCAGUCCUGGGAUGACAAGCAGGCAACCUUCCAAAGAAACCAGUCCUUGGAAUAGUGGCUCGGGAACUCCUGGUUCAACCUCUGAUGAGGAAGGGCUACAGUAUGAUGGUGGUCUGAAUAAAGGGAAGAGCUGGUCUAUCAGCUUGGAUGAACUAUUGGUUUCCUCUCUGGAUCAGCAGAAAUUGCAGUCCGUUUUGUCUUCGGUGACAGCGAAAAGCGAUAUUUCUUCUUUACUUCAGGAAAUCAAGCACAAGCAGAGGAACAAAGAAGAUAUUUACUUUGUAGUCUUGAAUAAAGAGGAAGGUUCUGGCCUGGGAUUUAGCGUCGCAGGAGGAAUAGACCUGGAACAAAAAUCCAUCAUCGUCCAUCGGGUGUUUUCCAAAGGGGUGGCUUCCCAGGAGGGAAAAAUUCACCGUGGUGACCUCAUUCUUUCUAUCAAUGGCACUUGUUUGGCGGGUUCUGUCCAUGGAGAUGUCCUCAACGCACUCCAUCAGGCCAGACUCCAUAAAUACGCCAUCGUGGUCAUCAAGAAGGAGAAGACAGGAAGAAUGCCUCCUCGGAGCAAUGAAAUGCCUACUUCUGAUAGGCCAACUUUGGUGGCUGCAGCUACUGGAGGUGAAGCAGGUCCAGGCGGAGACCUGAAUGGGGCCAUUUGUGUUGAACUUUUGAAGACUUCUGCUGGCCUGGGUUUCAGCCUGGAUGGUGGGAAAGCUUCAAUAUCUGGAGACAGGCCGUUGCUCAUCAAAAGAAUUUUUAAAGGUGGUGCUGCUGAACAAGCUGGAAAACUGGAAGCGGGUGAUGAAAUUCUUGCCAUCGGAGGAAAAUCCUUGCUCGGACUCAUGCACUACGAUGCGUGGAACAUCAUCAAGUCUGUCCCAGAGGGGCCCAUCCACCUGCUGAUCAGGAAGCAUCGGCCGGAAUGACGGAACCUGACCCCUGAAUUCCCGCUUCCCUUUUGAGCACAAUCUUUACCAGUUUUGUUUGCCAGGAGCCGGAAUGGUGGCAUCUGGGAUGUUAUUCUCCUAGGUCAGAAUGGUUUAAUCAGCCGAGAAACACCGAGAUACGUUGGCAAGACUGGUGUCGAGCGUCAAUAUGGUCAGGCAGCUACCCCACGUUUGGGCCUCCUUAGAGGUCCUAUGAGCACAGUUUGGCUCUCUGAAUUGCAAUUGACUUGUUCACGGAGAAAAG
Thamnophis elegans (Western terrestrial garter snake) is the source of this 7155-nucleotide messenger RNA. It is a transcript of the gene PDZD2, whose product is annotated as PDZ domain containing 2. The record is from RefSeq and is a predicted model, not a curated record. Lineage: Eukaryota; Metazoa; Chordata; Lepidosauria; Squamata; Natricidae. Gene Ontology annotation, molecular function: protein binding.